Molecule: messenger RNA, 3285 nt
Organism: Aspergillus nidulans FGSC A4
Lineage: Eukaryota; Fungi; Ascomycota; Eurotiomycetes; Eurotiales; Aspergillaceae
Product: forkhead domain protein
Exons: 1
Coding region: 1-3285 (1094 amino acids)
Biological process (GO): regulation of transcription by RNA polymerase II; regulation of DNA-templated transcription; regulation of ribosomal protein gene transcription by RNA polymerase II
Cellular component (GO): nucleus
Molecular function (GO): sequence-specific DNA binding; DNA binding; DNA-binding transcription factor activity
Source: RefSeq, a predicted model, not a curated record
AUGACAGCGCCAGCGGUGGGCCAUCAUCCUUCAGAGGCUGGUCCGGGUGUGUCGUCCUUGUACGAUUACACCCGGUCGCAGCACUCGCCAGAGAACGACCAUCACCUUCCGUCCCCGCAAUCGACAACCCGCAACGAUUCUGCCCCCGACCACUCAUCGUCUUCCAAUGGCUUGUCCACCCUGUCCGACAUGGUAGCAGUCAAGUCCAAGGCUGAGGAUCAGGCUUCGCAUGCCCUUUCAACCGGCCAGGAGUUCCAGUCGGAUCUCCGCCGUCAGUCCGCCGCCAGUGCUUUGUUGGCCCAGUUGCUUGGCGGCCAGCAGGCUCCCAAUACAGACUCAGAUCAGGCUAUGGAAGGCUUGGAGGUCUCAGAUAAGCAGGAUACUGAGCAGAAGCAGCAAUUUGGAGAUGAAUCCAACGGGAAUUGGGAAACAAAACAAGGGGUAGAUGUUCCGCCGUCCGGAGCGGAGCCGAAGAACGGAGAUCAAAGUCAGCCGGCGGAACCUCAACAUCAAACAGAAGACAUGGCAUUUCAACAAUCAGGGCUGCCAUUUUCGACAACCGAGCAAAACGAUAACGUUCUAGCCAGAACUGACCCCAUUGACAAUUUAACGGAUCCCUUACUGUUCGCAAAACCGAACCUAGAUCAUAGCGACCUUUUCCCUCCAAUCGACUUUACGGCCCCAGGGACGCCAAUGGAGGGUUUACAACAGAAUGAUAUGGUGAACUCUGCUUAUUAUUCUCAGAACGCGAACUUGUCGGCUCUGGGUUACACUGAGGGUGGCACGCAUAACGGGAGCGGAUCAGUAGCAGGAUCCGAGCCGCGGAUCCAAGCAUUCGCCAAACUCGAAUUCGACGACGGGCAUUUUUACUGCAACACAUAUUCUUUUAUCCUAGGGCGAGACGUACGAGCGGCCCGAGCGGCCCAUCAACGCGAGUUUCAGGCCCGACAAGCCAUGAGAUAUUCCCGAGCGAAAAGUUCGAGUGGUGGAAAUGCAUCACGUACACCUACGCGAGUGAAACACGAAGGAAGUGGGAUUAUAGGGAGUGUAGUUAGCGAUCGUGGUGGAAUCAUGGGCUUUGACCCUGAUGUUCCUUCGCAUAUGCAGUCGCAUGUCAGUCGACGUUCCUCUAAUGCUUCUGAUGGGGACGCUGGCGGUCUUUUACACGCAACCCCUGCUCAGCUUCAGGCCACCACCGACUAUAAUGCACUUGCCAUGCAAUCGUUACAGGAAAGCAACGGCAACGGAGACGCCAAACCCGUUGAUGCCUUGGCCCUCCUUCCCUCACCGGACGCAUGUCCGACCAUUCCGAUACACCCCCCUGCAACAAACGAUGGUAGCGUUGCCGGACACCGGGGUAUCUCACGAAAGCACGUCAAGAUUGCGUACAAUUUUGACAAGAAUUUGUUUGAAAUGGAAGUGCUUGGAAGGAACGGUGCCUUUAUUGGUGCAGAUUGGCUAUCUCCCAGUCAAAUACGACCUCUACAUAGUGGCGAUUAUAUUCAAAUUGGAGGAGUCCGCAUUCGGUUUCUGUUACCUGAUGUACCGAUUGGGGAGACCGGAGCGGAUAUUGAAGAGGAGCAGUUGCCAGAGCCUCAACAAAAGGUCGAGACUUCGGUUUCUGUUGAGAGCCAAGAAAACGCUGAGAAGAAGGACGACUCAAAAGCGACAAAGCUUGUCCUGAAGACAAAGGUCGAAGAACCUGCUCGACCAGUGUCUUCAAUCGAGGGAGAUGCUCAGCAGCCACAACGUCGUCGCGGUCCUGGUCGGCCGCCAAAAGAUGGGAUUAUGUCAAAACGAGAAAGAGCCGAGCUGGCACGGGAACAGAAAUUGGCUGCCAGACGCGAGGCGAAUGGCGGCGUUACGCCUCCUCCGCAGAGCAAACCCAAGGCGGGAAAGACUACGGCUACGACUGGAGGACUUGCGCCUCCUGUCCCUGCAGAGGGCGAGUCGCCGAACUCGAAACCCGAGAAACGAAAGUACACGAAGAGGAAGAAGGACGGAAUGAUGGACAUUCCUAUCCCUUCAACAGAAGGGGGGCAAUUCCCCAUGGAGCAUCAGCCGCAAGAAUAUGUCAAGCCGCCGCCUGUCAAGAAGCGCAAGCCGUCUCGUUCUCCCUCUCCCAACUAUCCUCCAGAAUCUGCGUACACGCCUGAAGACUUGGCGAAGCCGCCGUAUAACUAUGCGGUUCUCAUUUUUGACGCCCUCACAGAGGCUAGCACACCCAUGACGCUGAAGCAGAUCUAUAGGGCCCUGAAGCUCAAAUACCCUUAUUUUCGCUUCAAAUGUGAAACCGAGGGCUGGACGUCCAGUGUACGGCACAACCUCAAUGGCAACGGCCACCUCUUCAUGCAUGCAGAACGAGAUGGCAAAGGAUGGUCAUGGCAGCUUCGGCCAGGAGCAUCUGUUGAGAAGGAGAAGAAGAGACGACCGUCACCACCACCUCCUCCCGCUCAACCUGCACAGGCUCCUCCGUCCUCUGUCACCCCGCAAUACAUGCCUCCACCAACGAACUCGUACUCAAAUCAACCCAACGGUCAGUCAGGAAUGGCCAACCCGCAAUUCCAGAACUUCUCAUCCAUGCCGUCGAAUCCGUUUCCCACUUCAGCGGCUCCUCCCGCUCCUACUCCGCCUCUUCAGCAUUCAACUCCAUAUCCUCCUCCUGCGCCACCUACAGCAUCCUCACCCUUUCCGAUACCCAGUCCGAUCAGAAACAAUCUUCCUCCUGCGUUUGCGCAAACCACACCGACUACAUACACCUCUCCCUACGCCUCCGACCCUCCACCGCAGCUCCUCCAAUAUCAACAAUCUCAGCAAGCACAAGCGCAGACGCAGCACAUGCAGCCGCCACCUCCCCCACAACAUUCGACUCCAUAUCCUCCCCAGAAUACACAGCCUCUCCCGCCGAACAACAAUCCACCGCAGAGCUACCCUUCAAACCCGGGUCCGCCACAGCAUCAACCUCAGCACCAGCAUCAACAGCACAACCAACAACAGCAGCAGCCCUACAAUAUGGGUGGACAGAACCCCGGUCCAGUCCCCAUGGAUACCUCUUCCGACGAAGCUUCCUUCAACGAGCGUGCUAACAAAGCCAUUGAUGAUUUUGAGGCUGUCCUUCUGGAAGACUACGAGGACAAAGACUAUAUCAAGGGUGUUCUUAAGAGCGCACGGGCUCGGGCAUUAGGCGAGGCAACAGAGAGUUCGUUCCCUGGUGGCGAGCCACCGGACGAAGCUGUUCUUCUUGACGCGCUGAAGAACAUGAUCAAGGGGUUGAGGGGGGAGUAA